AUGGACCGGUCGCGCCGCACAACUCAUCGCCGCCGCCAGCUAGGGGAUUCUGCAUCUCCUGUCUCUGCCUCAGAAGCCUCGUUUGAUCUCAAUUCAUCCACGAGCCCCGUGCUCGCGCAUAUUAACACCACGCCCCAGUCCGCUCACAGUGCGGGUGGUCGCCGCUCCAGCAAACCUCAUCAGCGCGCCUUCACUUUCUCCCCACCGGGCCCUCACCGUGGCCUCAAUCUGAGGAAGCGCUCCUCUAUCAUGGACAACUACUCCAUUGCUGAUGACGAUGAGGAUGGCCCCAAGAAGGGUGGUCACAGUCUUCGGAAGCGCGCACGCGUGGAUUACACCUUUGAGCACAUCGAGGACGAUGUCACUGUCCCCAACUCCAGCUCCUCAGCCCGUGGUAGAAAGCGCAGGCCUGAUGUCAAUUUCGAUACUGAGGACUUCUACGGCACAGACUCCAAGCGGAGGGGUGCUUCCAUGGGUGCCGAUACCCCAUCCACCCGCCGGAGAAACCCCUCGCGGAAGUCGAGCGAGAUGAAGGCAUACCGCGAGCCCUUUGAGGAAGAUGACAACGAUGUCCAAGACACCAUCGAAGUUGGCAUCUCAUACUCGGAUGUCGAUGAAACAGAAUUUCAAGAGCCCAGCUAUUCAAAUCAUUCAUCACCCGCCAAAACGCCGCCAGUGCCCGAGAAUGGAGCCCCGCCGGCAAAAAGCAAUCAUCAAAGCAAAGAUCAAAGCCGUCCAUCUAUCGAGGAUGCCACUCAGAUUUCCCGGCCACCUCCUCAGACUACUCUUGACUCCUACUUUUCCAAGGCCCCUCUUGAAAAGUCUGUCUCUCAACCUGCAGAGCAGUUGAAGAGUGAGUCUGCAAAGGUGGAAACGACAGCCGAAGAGCUACCUUUACCGCGUACCCCUACUCCUACUGCUGACGUCGUUGCGCCUACCGCUGCAGUUGCGCCUACGAAUGUCGUUGCGCCUACGGAUGUAGUUGCGCCUACGGUUGCGCCUUCGGAUGCCGUUGCGCCUUCGGAUGCCGUUCCGCCUACGGAUGCCGUUGCACCUACGGAUGCCGUUGCACUUGCGGAUGAUGUCGCACCUACGGAUGAUGUUGCGCCUAUGGAUGAUGUUGCGACUGCAGAUGAUGUUGCUACCACGGAUGCUGUUGCCGCUACGGAUAUUGCUGCUACAGAUAUUGUUGCCGCUGCUGAUGUCGUUAAGGCGGCUGAUGUCCUUGCGACGGCUGAUGUUGUUACACCUGAUACCAUUGCGGCGACUGAUGGUGUUGCAACUGCUGAUGUCGCUGCGCCCACUGAAACAGCUACUACUACUGAUGUCGUUGCGCCCACUGAGGUCGUUGCGCCCACUGAGUCCAUUGCAGCUACUGACGCUGUCACGGAUGCUCCCUCAACUACUGCCGCUGAGUCUUCGGUCAGUGAAUCCACCCCGCCACCAAUCGAAACGCACUUGAAUGGUGAAUUCGUAUCAAGUCCCAAAGAGAUUGUCGAAGAGCGCCUUGAACCUUCCAGCAGUAUCAAGAAAGAAGCCGAGGUGGAAACUACCAACACCACCCGUGUGUCACCGCUUCAAGACAAUCAGGACAACGAAAGCAUACAGGACAACGAAGACAAAAUGGACAUUGAUCCAGUCGAGGAGCCUGCGCAAGACACUGAAAUGGCUGAGUCAGGGUCUGAACCCCUAGAACCGGAGCAUGAUGUUUCUACAACACCCGUUCUAGAGAUCCCCAACGAUGUUCCUGCAUUGCCUGAAGUGACCAGCGCAAAUUCAGACCUAAGCAAACCAGAGGAAAAAGAGGACGCAACAAAUGACAAAGCAUCAGAUUCAGCCCUCGCGUUGCCCGAUGCAACCCAGUCCUCAAAUUCACCUCAGAAACUACUCACCAAGGAAAGCCCGGUACCUAGCGCAAGCCCCAAUGAAAUUGAGGCAUCGACCCCUCCACCGCCAGUAGAAACGAGCGAGCGUCUUCCUUCUAUACAACCAGAACCGAAGUCAAGCCCUCGCAAGACCGCACCUCCUCGGCCAACUAUGGCAAGGCCACAACCCACCCCUGUUGGCCGUUGGUCCCAUCUCACGCCCUAUGUCGAUGGAGAGUAUAUUUCGUACCCCGAAAAGAAAGGCCGUCUUGAAGAGGAUACUACUGCCGACGAGCCCACUCCCGACGGCAAAGACACCGAUCGAGAAGGCAUGGACAUGGAACCAAUGGUGGAGGACAACGAUGACAACACAGCACUAGAAGCGCCAACACCUGCUCUCAACACUCCUACUCGGGGCUCGCCGGUUCCUGACUCGACAGAUCCUACUGCUUUCAACUCGCCAGCUCCGGGUGGAGAGGACCCAGAUGAUGCCGACGUCUCUGAAUCCCAGGAGCCUCCCGACAGGCGCCGGUAUUUCAAGUACCGCAAACUUCGCGACCCUGAGGAGUACAUUUCGGCUAUUGAAAACUGCGAAGAUAUGUCCACCACAGAUCUCUACGAGAUCCUGGAAGCCAUCAAUGUUUCAUUAGGCCAAUGGCAGCAGGAAUGGACUGGGUUGGGCAAGGUGGUAGACGACUAUGAAAACGCACUGCGCCGACGAGCCGCAGACACCAAGUACGAGUCUAGGACCCGUAACUUACACCAGCAUGGUGUCAACUACGAGGAGCCAGACUUUGGCGUCAAGGGGUACAAGGCCCGGGAGAAGGAAGGCAUGACCGAAACUCGCUACCUCCAGGCCCAAGACCGCAUCAUGGCUGCCACUUACGGCUUUGAAUACGACCCUCACCCCUCCAAGAUUGGUCGGCAAAAUCCAGAGACACAACAGGUCGGGAUCAUGACACGCGGGCGGUCAUUGCGCAACCAGCCGAGACAAACCGCCAAGGCCACUGAGACGGAUGAGGUAACGGGCAAGCGGAACCGGAAACCAGUUCAACUUUUUGACCCAGCAGCUGCGCAAGAAGUCAGCCGAAGUUCGACUCCUGUUCCAACUGGCCGGGGUCGCCGACGAAAGAAUGCCAAUGGUGAUGCCGAGGAAACCCAAUCCAACCCCAAUGCUAGCUUCAACACUGACAUUGUUUCCGAUGGCGAGGAUGCACCUCAAAAGAUCAGGCGCAGGCGUGGCCCGCGAGCCAAAGGAGCUGUGCCUAGCAUCGUUGAGGAGCUUCUUCCAGAGCAGGAUGAAGACGAGUCUGCAUAUAACUACGAGCCCGCAAAGCCCACUCGACGAGGGCGGGGAAGGCCGGCUAUUAGAUACGAGGAGGCGGACCCCAAUGAGUUUGUCGAAGACGAGCCCCAGCCGGAAAUGAAGCAGCCGAGACGACAUCUCCUGACCCUCAAGAUCCCAAAAGGCAAACACUUCAGCGAACCUUCCUCUGCCAUCACCGAUAAUGGAGACUCCCGUCCAUCGACGGCUUCUUCGGAGGAGUCUUCGCACACCGCCGAAUCUUCAUAUUCGUUCCGACCUAAACGGCAAAAGCGGUUCCGCGAUGACCCUGAUGGAAGCGAAGAGAUUGCUCAGGCCCCUCCCAAGAAAAGGGGCAAGCGAGCAAGUGGUGUUAUACCCUCCAGUGAUGGGCCCGUUCCCUCGUCAUUGGGUCCUACCUCCGAGCCGUCGUUGACUCCCAAUAAUCGCAAGGUACAUAAGAUCAAGGUUGUGCGGUCUGGGCCAGAGAACCGGAAUGGCGUGCCACCUGCCAGUGAGGAAGGUGAGGAGCCUCAGAAAGACUACAAGUCGAUGACCAAGUCCGAGAAGAUGUCGGCAUCUAUGAAGAACCGAUGGGCAAAUGGCAACAUGGCCGGGGCUGUUGAAAAGCGAAAGGCGACGCUUGCUGCGAAGAAGGCUGCCCAAGCAGCCGCAGACCAGAAGUUGGGAGUGAUUGCCCCCAAACCCAAGGGCAAGGCAGCGUUGAAGAAAGAAGCUGCUCUGCAGUUGCAGCAGCAGCAGCAUCAGCAUCAACAGCAGCAUCAGCAACAACAGCAACAACAGCUUCACUUGCAGCAGCAGCAGCAUCUUCACCAGCAACACCCACAACAUCCACCACACCAGGGUGGAAAUCCCGGUUUCGUCCAUGGCAUGCCUAACAUGGGCUACCCAUAUCAACAGAUGUGA
This is a messenger RNA of Ilyonectria robusta, 4095 nucleotides long. RefSeq lists its product as uncharacterized. The transcript has 2 exons. The record is from RefSeq and is a predicted model, not a curated record. Bases 1 to 4095 code for a protein of 1364 amino acids. Lineage: Eukaryota; Fungi; Ascomycota; Sordariomycetes; Hypocreales; Nectriaceae.